Messenger RNA from Hibiscus syriacus, 1951 nucleotides. Its product is annotated as transcription factor TGA9-like. The transcript has 13 exons. The coding region runs from base 223 to 1680 and encodes 485 amino acids. Gene Ontology annotation, molecular function: sequence-specific DNA binding; DNA-binding transcription factor activity. The record is from RefSeq and is a predicted model, not a curated record. NCBI's taxonomy places the organism in Eukaryota, Viridiplantae, Streptophyta, Magnoliopsida, Malvales, Malvaceae. Gene Ontology annotation, biological process: regulation of DNA-templated transcription; DNA-templated transcription.
AGUACCAUGAUAAAAGAAAAAGGGUUCCAGAAAAAGUUUUAUCUUCCUCCUUCGGAAAAGAUCAGAUAGAAAUUAUAAGCAAAAGAGAAAGACACACCUUUGAAGGAUCAGAAAUUGGAAGCUUUUCAUCUUAUCUUCCUUGUGCCCUCUCCUCCUUCUUCUUCAGCGACCUGUAGUUGAGCUGUUUCUGGUCUGGAGAAUGGUCUAAAGAACAAGUCCUGCAUGGCGAACCAUAGAGUUGGAGAGACCGGUUUGACUGACUCGGGAACUUUGAAUCACCAUCAUACUAUCCCUUAUGCAGUUCUUCAUGGAAUGAAUGUUCCCACAAGUUUCAUCCAUCAAGAAGGCUCCUCCUUUGAUUUCGGAGAGCUAGAAGAAGCAAUCGUAUUGCAAGGAAUCAAAAUUCAAAACAAUGAAGCUAAACCACCUUUAUUCACACCAGGCAGACCAGCAGCUACACUGGAGAUGUUCCCUUCUUGGCCAAUGAGAUUUCAACAAACCCCAAGAGGAAGUUCAAAAUCAGGAGGGGAAAGUACUGAUUCAGGUUCAGCAGUGAAUACAAUCUCCAGCAAAACUGAGAACCAGCUUGAACCGGAAUCUCCAAUCAGUAGUACUAAAAAGACAGCUCCUUUGGAUCAACAACAGCAAAAACAGCAGGAGAUGGCGAGUGAAAUCUCAAGAACCGGAACAUCACAGGAUCAAUCAAUUGCAAAACUACCCCAAGAAAAGAGAAGGGGUUCAACUUCUGAGAAACAGCUUGAUGCUAAGACACUGAGACGUUUAGCACAGAACAGAGAAGCCGCAAGGAAAAGCCGUCUUAGAAAAAAGGCUUAUGUUCAACAACUAGAAUCAAGUAGAAUAAAGCUAACCCAACUGGAGCAAGAUCUUCAGAGAGCACGAUCUCAGGGACUUUUCUUGGGAGGUUGUACUGGUGCUGUUGGAAAUAUCAGCUCCGGGGCUGCAAUCUUCGACAUGGAGUACUCGAGAUGGUUAGAAGAUGAUCAGAGGCACAUGUUGGAGCUUAGAACUGGACUAAAUGCACACCUUUCCGACAGCGACCUUCGGAUAAUCGUAGACAGUUACAUCUCACAUUACGAUGAGAUUUUCCGGUUGAAGGUCGCCGCUGCAAAAGCCGACGUCUUCCACCUUAUAACCGGCAUGUGGACGACUCCGGCCGAACGCUGCUUCCUUUGGAUGGGAGGUUUCAGGCCUUCCGAGCUCAUCAAGAUGUUAAUAUCUCAAUUAGAUCCAUUGACUGAACAGCAAGUGAUGGGGAUCUAUAGCCUCCAGCAUUCUUCACAACAGGCGGAAGAGGCACUCACGCAAGGCCUCGAACAGCUCCAGCAGUCGCUGACCGACACCAUUGCCGGUGGUCCGGUCGUUGACGGAAUGCAACAAAUGGCUGUUGCCUUAGGCAAGCUUGCCAAUCUUGAAGGCUUCGUUCGCCAGGCUGACAAUUUAAGACAGCAAACCCUUCAGCAGUUGUCUCGAAUAUUGACGGUCCGACAAGCGGCUCGGUGUUUUCUGAUGAUCGGAGAGUACUACGGACGUUUACGAGCACUCAGUUCCCUUUGGGCGUCUCGUCCUCGAGAGAGCAUGAUGAGUGAUGAUCAUUCGUGCCAAACAACAACAGACUUGCAAAUGGUCCAACCCUCACAGAAUCAUUUCUUAAACUUCUGAUAAAAAAAGGAAAGAAAGAAAGAAUUCCCAGUAUGUUCCAGCAAUCAGAAUCCUGCGUUUUCCACGAUGAAGCUGCCAUGCAAAAUAUUAUAUAUAUUAUUGGAUUUUAUUAUGCUACUCGAGUUAGAGGAUUUCUUAGGGCUUUAUUUUGCUUUGCUUUUUUUUCUCUCUUUAGUUUAUUAUUAUUAUUAACUUUAUCAUUGUAAAUGAGAAAAAAAAAUCAAUUUUAAUGUGCACCAGGGAGCUAGCUUUCUCCUUCCUUUGAAAGAAA